AUGCCGCUGUGGCAGGAGGACCACGACAUGGACAGCGACGAGGAUAUGAUCAUGCAGUACCUCGGCAGCGAGGUGUGCACCACCGCCGACGUCGAGGAGCUGAUGUGCCAAUUGUGCUUACUCGGGGGGGAGACUGCGGAGUUCUCGAAGUUCAAGAAGUUCGGCCUGGGGCCGCUGCACAUUGACUGCUUCAAUGCGUGCCAAGCGCUGGAGCGCACCCUGAAUGCCCGCCCAUCUCUGAAGUCGAGGGUGAUGGCCCUCCUGAAUACGGACCCCGAGAAGUUUCGGACGAUUGCCCUGGCCAUGCUGUCGAAGAACAAGCACGAGAAGAGACAGGUCCAGCGUGUUCAAGUGCUAGACUUCUGCGAGGAGCUGGUGGCGGUGGACAGCACUACCACUAAGGAGAAGGUGAUCUUCUUGCACCACAGGGCGUACAUCCAGUGGUUCAAGAUGAGGGAAGGGCUGUCCGACGAGGAGGCGGCCAAGCAGUGGAACGAGGAUAUCAAUGACCCCGACGUUGAGAAGCGCAAGAACAGGAAGGGCCAGAAGACCGUGGCCGUCGACAAGCCCGUGUGCGUCGAGCACAGCAAGAGCACGCAGAAGGUAAAGAAGUACGGCUCCUCCGAGGCGCGGUCAUCAGCGAGCGCCGUGGCUCUCCGCGACCUGGUCGAGAGGGACGCCGAGAAGUUCCAGCAGGGCGUUCUGGCGCGCGCGGGGCGGAGGGCCCUGGGAGGAGAGGGCCCGCGCGUCGCCAAGAGCACCGAGCCCCAGCCCAGCGAGGGCACCACGGCGAUUGAGGAGCAGGAGCUUGAGCAAUCGGACAUCUACCAGCAAGAGGUCCAGGAGCCCGAGAAGUUCGUCGAGCUCACGGGGAAGAUGGCGAUCUCCAAGUUCCUGAGUGCGAAGCAGAAGUUCAGCGCCCAGUUCAAGCAGCGGCUGAAUGCUCUGGACGUCUACAAGAAGGGCGACAGGUUCGCGCAGUCCGACAAGGCCUACUCCAAACUCCAAGGGGCCGCAUCUGACCUCGACAGCAUCGACUAUGCGGCAGCGAAGUCUAAGCUGACGAAGGCCAUUGAGUCCUGCAAGUCGGAGUGGGACGGCAUCAAGAAGUACAACCAGAGGAUGAACUUGGCAGAGAUCCAGGAAAAGGCGGUCAAGAGCAUCGAUGCACUCAAGUCAGCGCAGGCUGAAUUCGACGAGUGCUUGGCAGCCGUGCAGCACAUGAAGAACGACGUCCAGGCAAGCGCUGCCGAUGCCUCCCGCAAGAAGUACGCUGCCCUGGUCAAGAUCCAGAAGCUCUUCGAGCAGCACCGCAUGGUGGACUCCCUCGCGAAGGCGUUCGCAGCAUGCGUGCGCGACGCUGAGGCCGCAGAGGGUGAUAACGGCGUGCUCGAGUUCAAGGAUGGCAUGACGCUCGAUGUCACGAAGCCCUUGCGGACGAACGAGAAAGUCGAGAACUGCAAGUUCGUUGACAUCUUCCGCAAGACGAAGGACCAGAACGCCGAGAAGCUGGGCAGGAAGGUGGAGAACCUCAAGAAGAAGAUGAGCGCUAACGCGGCCAUGUACCAGAUGACCUUGGACAAGACGGACGGCCUCGAUUUCGAUGAGAUUACCGCGGAGCUCCAGAUUUUCGAGGGCGCCAAGGACCUCUUCCAGCACCCCUUCAUCGUUGCUUUGAACCCGUACGCGUGGGUGUGGGACUUCAACAGCGUGGUAUUCCCAGGCGUAGCAUGUGCCUCGAUGGUCAUUGAAGGCGCAGUGUUUUUCAAGCUGAUGCCCAUCUCGUACCUGAUCCAGUCUGGAAUGUCUUCGCUCAGCUCUCUCAAUCAGUACCUGGCCUCGUGCAAGGACGUCAAGGAGGUGCUCGGACACGUCGACUGCAAGCAAGGUGUCCUGAACCAGGGCGACAUCCUCUUCACCCCGUUCGGUUUCGCGACGAUACUCGUGGCCAUUGGCGAGAAGGGCGACAAGGAGCCGCCCAAGGCUGUCUCCAUUAGCAUCCCCAUCUUCCAGAAAAAGAUCGACGAGUCAAUCGACGAGGAGGCGAAGAAGGAGACCUUUCGCUACAUCGAGGCCGGCCUGUCGAAGCACAAGGAUAGUUAG
Prorocentrum cordatum is the source of this 2103-nucleotide messenger RNA. NCBI's taxonomy places the organism in Eukaryota, Dinophyceae, Prorocentrales, Prorocentraceae. The record is from the annotation of a GenBank genome assembly.